Molecule: messenger RNA, 2659 nt
Organism: Portunus trituberculatus (swimming crab)
Lineage: Eukaryota; Metazoa; Arthropoda; Malacostraca; Decapoda; Portunidae
Gene: Cog7
Product: conserved oligomeric Golgi complex subunit 7-like
Exons: 16
Coding region: 257-2470 (737 amino acids)
Biological process (GO): intracellular protein transport; Golgi organization; retrograde vesicle-mediated transport, Golgi to endoplasmic reticulum
Cellular component (GO): COG complex
Source: RefSeq, a predicted model, not a curated record
UGACGUGUCAGGGGGCGAGAAGGGAAGUAGAGUAGUGGAGCCUUCCCUCACAUUUUAACGUGUUUGUUGGCUUUGUGUGUCUGCAUCAUACUGCAAUGCUUAGGAUGAUCAUAGUAUAGGCAGUCCACUUAUUGUGAGUCAUAACGGCUGUGUGUCAUUGUGUGAAUGGGCAAUUGUCGCUGAGAGACAAGAGUGACGGCCGGCUGAGGAGUUGUCACGCCUGUCACCACCACCGCCACAUCCUAUUUUACUGACAAUGGAUCUUACUGCUUUCUCUCAAGAAAAUUUUGAUCCUAAGGAAUGGAUCAACAGUGUUUUCCGCAGCCAGGAUGCACAACAGAAUCGUGAUCAAUAUGCUUCAUCUCUAGUAAUGCGACUGCAGCUGGCCAUCCAGGAGGUGAACAGUGCCUUGGAGGAAACCAGCCAACAGGUUGUGGGAAGUCUUCCACGUGUGCUGAGGGAUGUGGAGUCCUUGGGUCAUGAGGUGUCAGUCCUCAAAAACCAGAUGAAUAGUGUGAGGCAAGACAUUGAGAAGGUGGAGCAUAAUACAGCUGCCAGCAUGCAGACUUUAGUGAAGCUAGACACACUGAAGGGACGGAUGGUUGCCACCUCGCAGGCCUUGCGUGAAGCAGACAACUGGACUACACUCUCCACCGACAUUGAAGAGGUGAUGGAAAGUGGAGAUGUGGAAGUAAUAGCAGAGAAACUGGUUGGAUUACAAAACUGCUUAAGCAUUCUUACUCAUGUACCUGACUAUGAGGAGCGUGCAGCUCACCUGGAAGGUCUUAAGGUGCGCCUGGAAGCUCUGGCCAGCCCACACAUUGUGGCUGCCUUCACCAACCACAAUCUAGAAGAAUCAGUGAUGUAUGCCAGGCUGCUGCGAUCACUUGGGCGUGUCAGUCAGCUGGAAAGUUACUACCAUAAAUGUGAAAUGGGCCAGCUGGCGGCAUCCUGGCGUGGCGGUGUGGAGGGCUUUCAUCUGGCAGGACCUCCUACCUGGCUCACCACUUUCUAUGAUAAGGUUUCUCUAUUAACCUCGCAACAGGUGCGUUGGUGUGGGCAGGUCUUUGAGGGAUCUGACUCAAGUCUCUUGUUGGCACAAUUGGUGGCAGCCAGUUUAGCUUCCUUGGACCCCCCGGUGGAUCAGGUAGUGGCUGUUGCUGUCAAACAACAGGAACAGCCAUUAGACUUCCUCAUUGCUAUCAAGGCUUCUGGAGAUAAUUUUCUAAAGGAUUUGGAAGAAUCUCUUGGUACUGCUAAACCAGGUCAGGAUGCACUGUACCAGGCACAGAGGAUGGUGACACAGGCUGUGUAUCGUCCUCUCCAGGACCAGAUCACUAAACACCAGGAAUAUCAAGAAGCUCAGUUACUUUCACAUCUAAUUUCUGCAGAUAUUGUAAAGGGAGAUAUGGGAGAGACCCUCCGGCGCUUGCGAGAGUACUGUGGUAAGCUCCCCAGCCAGGCUGAGGCAGCUGCUGAGCGGUGUGUACAGCUCAGUAACGGGUGGGGCUUUCCUGGCCUGGUCAUGGCCCUUACCACCUAUAUAGAGCAGUGCACAGCCCGUCUGGCCCAGGCUGCACGCCACGUCCAGAAGCAAAAAGCAUCCAUCAUAGAUGAUUGGACUGUAUUUACCAUGUGUCUUAAUCUCAUUCAAGCUGCAGGGGAAUUGGUGAUGGCAAUAGAGAGCACAGAACACUCGUUAGCCACACGCUUCACAACAGUUGCCACCAAGUUUAUCUGGAAUCCCACCACUCCAUUCACACCCACUCCUGAUUUACUUCUCUCAUCUCAAGCUGGAACCCAAUUGAAGAACUUAGUCACAAGAGUGGUUGAAGAAGAUGGGAGGCUGUUGGAACAGAGCCUGAAUGAAGCUCAGGCACAGUGUCAAGGUGCAGUAGAGGCUGCACUCUCAACUAUUAUGGCCCCUGUGUCUUCUCAACUGGCAACCAUCCCGGACCUGCCUGCCUGGACCUCUCGGCCAGGAACGUCAGCUCAACUCUCAUCUUCUUUCUCUCCUCAGGAAUAUAUUACACAGAUUGGGCAGUACCUCAUGACCUUGCCACAGCAUCUUGAACCUCUCCUGGUUAACCACAGUCCAGCCCUUAACCGUGCACUGCAAGAGGCCAACACUACCUCCACAUCCAGCACAGGAAGGAUUGUGAGUGAGAGUGAAAUCAGUGCUGCUGACUUUCUCAUCAAUAGCGUUGGUCAAAGCACCUGCAAACUCUACACAGAUGCAGUACUGAAGAUACCAGACAUCACUGCUUCCAUGGUGACACAGCUUACAACAGAUAUAGAUUAUGUAUGUAAUAUCCUGGAAGACUUGGGGGUGAGCUCCUGUGAUCCACUGGACCAGCUUAGUGCCCUCCUGAAGGCCCCAGCAGACCAGUACUUGAAACUAGCUCCAGGCAAGAACCCAAGACUAAUUGCUGGGGUGAGACAAAUGAGGAACAUUACUGGCCAAUCCUAACACAAUCCUAAAGUUCUGAUUUUGUGAGUUCACUGGGUAAAAAGUAUUUAUAGAACUAAAGUACAAAUUGGAAUGGAAUGAUUAUGCACUGUUUGCAUUCUAAUUAUCUCUGUGUGGAAUCCAGAGUAAAAUGAAUUUGCUAUCAUAUUUAGUGUAUAGAAAGCUAUUUAAUAAAGCUAUAAAUGCAAA